Molecule: messenger RNA, 1780 nt
Organism: Exophiala xenobiotica
Lineage: Eukaryota; Fungi; Ascomycota; Eurotiomycetes; Chaetothyriales; Herpotrichiellaceae
Exons: 2
Coding region: 145-1236 (363 amino acids)
Source: RefSeq, a predicted model, not a curated record
CAACAACAGGCGCAGCCUCUCCAGGCAUCUCGAAUCUUUUCGCAGUCCUCGAUAAAUGUCCUACGAGGGCGACGGCAGCCUCUAUGUGGUAUGCCCAUAUCCUUGCCGCUUUGAUAUGCGUUCAGCUUGCUCAAUCCUCCUGAUAUGGCCGUCGUCACCGUCACCGUAGCGCAGACAGAGUCACCGAACCACUAUGCAGUCGCGGUCGAGAAACAGUCCUUCGAUGGCCGAUAUACUCCCUCCUCGAUCAUUGUCACACUCAGUGUGGCUUUGGCUCUCUACAACUCGCUGGAAAUGAUUCUUCUGAUCUCACUGACAUUCAAAAGAAGGAGAGGCUUAUACUUCUGGAGCUUGGCCCUCUGCAACUUCGGCGUCUUCGCCUAUACCACUGGAAUGAUGCUAGGAUUUUUCGAACUCUGUAUCCUAUGGCUGAGCAAAUCAUGGCUGGACGUGGGCUGGGUAUGCAUGAUUGUCUGCCAAUCUCUCGUACUCUACUCGCGGCUGGGCCUGAUACUGGACAAUGUCAAAAUCUUGAUGGGCGUCAAGUGGAUGAUUGUCGUCAACAGCCUCAUUUUCCUGGUCCCGACGGUGAUUCUAGACUUCGGCUCGACGUACUCAGGGCUCCCAUCCUUUUCUGAAGCAUACUACUACAUGGAACACAUCCAAAUGACCGGCGUCACCCUCCAAGAACUGAUAAUUUCCAGCCUCUACCUUUGGAAGACCACCAGUCUACUCAAAGUCAUCUCGAGAGCAAAUUCUCGGAGCAUGAUCUGGCAACUGUUUACAAUCAACAUCAUCAUCAUCUGUAUGGACGUCGCGCUCAUCAUCCUCGAGUACAAGCAUCUCCAGCUCUACCAAGAAAGCAUCAAGGCCUUCGUCUACAGCGUCAAGCUGAAGCUCGAGUGGAACAUCCUAUCCAAGCUUGUCAACCUUGUUCAUGGUGACGGAAUCAAUAGGUCCAUGACUUUAGACAUCAUUGACCCGACAACACUCUCGGGACAGGCGCGAUCGGAAAUACGAGCAGAAGUGGUGGGGCCUGAACGUCUCGCUGGCUCGCUCGCUAGCGACGAGAAAGUAAGUGGCCGGCAACUGGAGGCCGGGCAAGCUACCGGCAUACCAUCAGGUGAUAACGAUCAAAUAUGCCCGGUACUUUCACGCGAGUCUGGCUGGACACCAAGAACGAAUAGGAGAGUAUCUGAUGAUUUGUAUGCAGACGCCCUGCGGACUCUGAAGUGAACAUGGUUGCAGCUACACGCAAUCUGCAUGGAGCAGUCUGAUGAUCAGUGAUCUUGCCGGGUCUAGAUGUCACACCUCCUUCCGGACCCCGUGGCUCCUCUUCGACCUAAUUAUCCUCUUUUGCCUUCAGAUCCUCCACCAUCUCAUCAUAUGCGUGAUAAGCGUCAAUCUUGGUGCUGGCAAACUUCCUCGCGGGAACUCGCUUCUCGAACAGGAUAUCAAGUUCCUCGAAUGUCCUUCCACCUGUUUCAGGAAGUCUGAAAAACACCCAUAUCAGACAUGGAAUACACAGGCCGCCAAAGAAAAAUGCCUGCAGCAUGUUAGAAUAAGCUCUCACAUGGCUGUCAUCAUAGUCUUACCGUUUUUCCUUCCCAGCCCCAUGCUGUUGGGUUCAGUGCAAAUGCCGGAAUUGGAUAGAUCGCAAUAUCGAUAAUGUAUGCCGUAGCUCGGGCCAAUGCAACGGUCUUGCCUCGAAGUCUCGUCGAUCCUGCUUCUCCGACAAUGGUGUACAAGGUUGCAGCAACAGAUGGCGAGUACACAAAAA